Messenger RNA from Cylicostephanus goldi, 666 nucleotides. The record is from the annotation of a GenBank genome assembly. Lineage: Eukaryota; Metazoa; Nematoda; Chromadorea; Rhabditida; Strongylidae.
AUGAUGUUUUCAGUUGAUGCGGGUCAUCGCGCGAUUAUGUUCAACCGGAUCGGUGGUCUAUCGAAUGAUGUAUACAAAGAGGGACUACACUUCAGAGUGCCCUGGUUCCAGUAUCCCAUCGUCUACGAUAUUCGUGCUCGUCCCAAUCAGAUCCGAUCUCCUACUGGAAGUAAGGAUUUGCAAAUGGUAAACAUUGGCCUCCGAGUUUUGUCUCGACCAAAUCCCGAACAGUUAGUUCGUAUCUAUCGAACUUUGGGAUUGAAUUGGGAAGAAAGGCUCCUUCCAUCAAUCUGCAACGAGGUGCUGAAAAGUGUAGUAGCAAAAUUCAACGCGUCACAGCUUAUCACUCAACGACAGCAGGUGUCAAUGUUGGUUCGCAAGGCUUUGAUUGAACGUGCUCUGGACUUCAAUAUCAUCCUUGAUGAUGUUUCCCUUACUGAGCUAGCUUUCUCGCCACAAUAUUCAGCCGCUGUUGAGGCUAAACAGGUAGCAGCGCAAGAAGCUCAACGAGCAUCCUUCCUUGUGGAGAGAGCAAAACAACAACGUCAGGAGAAGAUUGUACAAGCCGAAGGAGAAGCAGCAUCCGCAAAAAUGGUUUGUUAUUUAUGUCCGGCUUAUAAGGAAGUUGGUUAUUGUCGGUAUCUUGACAGACUUUGUAAAUGUUGA